Oryza brachyantha (malo sina) is the source of this 2296-nucleotide messenger RNA. Its product is annotated as origin of replication complex subunit 5. Gene Ontology annotation, biological process: DNA replication; DNA replication initiation. Gene Ontology annotation, molecular function: DNA replication origin binding. Lineage: Eukaryota; Viridiplantae; Streptophyta; Magnoliopsida; Poales; Poaceae. Gene Ontology annotation, cellular component: nucleus; nuclear origin of replication recognition complex. The transcript is spliced from 4 exons. The record is from RefSeq and is a predicted model, not a curated record. The coding region runs from base 146 to 1735 and encodes 529 amino acids.
AUUCCCGUAACCUCCCGCCCAAAAAUUCCCCCAACUCCCGCCCCGCUCGCCGUUCCCCUUUCGCCUCCGCCGCCGCGUCGCGCUCGCGCCUACCUAGGGUUCCGCCGCCCUCCUCGCGCCGCCGGCCGCCCCGUCGUGCCCCACGAUGUCCCAGCCCGUCACGCCCCGCCGCACCACCCGCUCCUCCGCGUCCGCGUCCCCCUCCCCCUCUGCUGCAUCCGCCUCGCCGUCGUCCCCGCCCAAAUCCAGGCCCAAACCCUCGCCCAGACGGCAGCUCCUCUCGGCCGCCGCCGCCGCCACCGCCACCGGGAAGGAGGGCGGAUCCCCCGACGACGCUCUCCUCGACGCGCUGCCCGGUCGCCGCGCGCAGGCGAUGGAACUCCUCCGGCUCCUCGCGCCGGCGCCGGCCCUCCCCUUGAUGCUCCACGGCGGCGCCGCCACCGGCAAGACGCGCGCCCUCCUCCUGGCGCUGCGGCACCUCCGCCCCAGCCAGCGCCUCGUUUACGCCGCGCUCCGUUCCCUACCAUCCCCUCGCGCACUCUUCGCUUCUCUCCUCUCCCAGCUCAGCGCAACGUCAUUCUUCACCUCAUCUCGCCAGCGCCUCUCUGACAAGCCCUCCGACUUCGUCGCCGCCCUCCGCGACGCCCUUGCCGGCGUCGUCUCCCAGGGCGAGGUCGUGUAUCUAGUGUUUGACAACUUGGAAGUUGUUAGGAGCUGGGAUAAGGGCAGCCAGCUUCUCCCUCUCCUCCUCCGCCUCCACGAUCUCCUCCAGUUACCGCAGGUUGUGCUCGUGUAUGUGAGCAGUGCGACACCUGAUGCGUAUUACUCCAUGACUGGCUCUGUUGAGCCAAAUUAUGUUUACUUUCCGGGUUAUACAGUGGAUGAAGUUCGCGACAUUCUGAUGCACGGCCAUCCUAACCCGAAGCUCUACUCAUCCUUCCUUAGUGUGGCACUGAAGCCAUUAUUUCGCGUGACCCGAAGAGUGGAUGAGCUUUCUGCAGUGCUGGAACCACUUUUCAGGAGGUACUGUGAGCCACUGGGUAACUUGAAGGCAGUUCCUGAUGAAGGUAUGAAGAGGAGGUUGUUUGAAAAUGUUCAGCCACAUCUGGCAGUUGCGUUGAAUGAGACAUUCAGUGUCCCCAUGCGAGCUUCCAUGGUUGAAAUCAAGGGUGGUGGUUCUGCUGCCAAAGGCAGUGCUAAAAGACAGUUUGCUGGUAGAGAUGGUCUCUCCAGUGAACUGGACUUCCAUAUGUCUGUUUCUGCCAAGUACCUCCUGCUGUCUGCUUUUUUGGCUUCAAGGAACCCUGCUACUCUUGAUGCAGCUUUGUUUGAUUCCACUGGAGGAUCAGAUAACCGUAAACGCAAGAGAAAGAGCUCCCAGGCUUCAAUUAACAUGAAGGACACCAUAGUUGAAGAGAUGCUUAUGAAAGGGCCAGGCACAUUUCCACUUGAGAGGCUCUUGGCUAUAUUUCACUGCAUCACAUCUGUGUCAGAAGAUAUACUUGAUGAAGUUGAAUGCCCUGAGAAUAUGGCAAGUGAAAGUGGAACGACUGGUUUGAUGUCGGAUGUUCUGCUACAGCUGUCAACAUUGUGCAAUUCUAAUUUCCUCUCGAAAAGCCGGAGCUGCCCAUUAGAAGGGUCAGCUAGAUACCGUUCAAAUAUUGAUGAAGAUUUAGCUCUCAAGGUUGCCAGGAGUGUGAAUUUUCCCCUCUCAAAGUAUAUGUACAGAAGAUAACCUUGAUAUUUACUCCAAGCAGCAGAAACUACUGUUGACCGUUCCCCAAUUACCUUGAUUGUAGAGUAUUGAGGCAAGUGCUAGCUGACCCUUUUUUCCUUUUAGUUUCUUUGUUGUUUCUCCUUCAAAGACUGAUUACCAUAGCCAAUUAUGAAUUUAAUGUUGACAGAGCAAGCUCCUGUUAAAUGCCUUGGAAGUUUCAAUAUGUUGUUUUUAUGGCUUAACCACCCGCAAAUCAAGGUUUCGUAGUGGCUAGAAUGUAACCGUUUAUUCUUCAAAUCUUAAUGUAAUGGCAACCAUUGUUGUUGUGUAAUUCUAUGGUUCGGAGCUAUGAAUUAAUAGAUCACUUGUGCAAUGUCAUGUAUUUAAUGGUAAGGUGGUAACCGAAUCCAUAUUUACUCCACACAAUGGUUCACCGUUCCAAAUUACAAUCGCACCAUUUUAACUUGUGUUGCUAUUUUUCUUUUUGUGGGCUAUUAUGCCUAUAGAUAUGAUCUAUUUGAAAGUAUCCAUGUAGCAUCUCCAGAUGUAUGUAAAUAAGAAAGUUUGUCCUUCCAAAGU